Messenger RNA from Amborella trichopoda, 1613 nucleotides. Its product is annotated as DCD (Development and Cell Death) domain protein. Lineage: Eukaryota; Viridiplantae; Streptophyta; Magnoliopsida; Amborellales; Amborellaceae. Gene Ontology annotation, biological process: response to endoplasmic reticulum stress. The record is from RefSeq and is a predicted model, not a curated record.
UACCACAGCAGCAGGUCGGGUGCGUCCUCCGACCCAUCUUCCGAUUCCUGAGGGGAAAAAGAGGACGAAGAAAGAAGGCGGAGCCGCAUUUAUCUUUCUUGGCUUAAAGUAUAACCCCUGAAAUUAGCCCUCAUUCCCUCCGAACUGUAAGAGAUUUUCCAGAUCUGGAGGCUUUUGCUGUAAAUUAGGGCCUAUUUUGAGGUUUUCACUCCCUUCUCUCAGGUGUUGUUGUUCUAGGAAAAUGGCGAGCCAGUACUCAUUUUGGCAACUGGGAGAGGAGCUUCGAGGCCAGUCUAAGGCGACAGAGGAGCAUCAAUGGAUGAUGGUCGCAUCUAAACUUGCUGAGCAGUUGAGGUCCAAAGCCCCACGAAUCAACAACAUUGACCCCACCAAAGCCCCUGCAGAGCCAAGAGUCAAGGAGAAAUCCAAUUCUCAGGAUGAUAACAAAUUUGAGACCUUCAACUUUGACCUGAUGAAUUUGGAUUUGAAAAUGAAUGACGCCACUACCAAAAUCCCAUACCGAAAUGGAGGCUACAAUGUGAUCAAUUCUUAUCAGAAAAGCAACAUGACCAACAUCAACAAUGUCAAUGUUGCUGUCAAUAAUAUUAGCAAUUUUAACAGCACUAUUUCAACUGGUAAAUUAAACAUGAAUAUUAGCCACAAUGUGAACAACAAUAGCCAUAACAACAACAAUAACAGCAACAAUUGUGUCAUUAGUGGUAAUGGCAAUAGCAACAAUAGUGCUGUUGAUAAGCGAUUUAAAACUCUUCCUUCUACCGAGAUGCUACCACGAGAUGCAACUCUGGGGGGCUACAUAUUUGUGUGCAACAAUGACACCAUGCAGGAGGAUCUGAAGAAGCAGCUAUUUGGCUUGCCCCAAAGGUAUAGGGAUUCUGUGCGGGCAAUCACACCAGGAUUGCCACUCUUCCUCUAUAACUAUACCACUCAUCAGCUACAUGGGAUUUUUGAGGCUACAAGUUUCGGGGGGUCGAACAUUGACCCAACAGCUUGGGAAGACAAAAAAUGCAAAGGCGAAUCAAGGUUUCCUGCCCAGGUUAGGAUUCGUGUUCGAAAGCUUUGCAAAGCUUUGGACGAGGAUGCUUUUAGGCCAGUUCUGCAUCAUUAUGAUGGCCCCAAGUUCCGUCUUGAGCUUUCCAUACCAGAGACAUUGGCCUUGCUAGAUCUUUGUGAACAAAAUGGUGUGUGAUAUAUGAAAUACCAGAUUUGAGCUUGAGCAUCCUAGAAAAAGGAAAAAUCAAAUAAAGAAGAAAAAGAAGAAAGGGCAAGAAGGAAAUAGAUGUGGUUUCGGCUAAUGAAGCGUAAGCUUGUGGUCUAUGGAAGGCAAGCCUGAGACACAUAAAGCUGUGUUUCAGGUUUGCCGAAUAAUCCUCAUCACAAAAGAAGGAUAUUUAGGAAAAAGCAUGAUGGUGUGUUUCUAGUGUAGAAGUCGGUGGUGUUCCCAAAUGUGAUUAUUAUGUAUUGUAAUGGAUAGGCCCUUGUGGAAAAGUCCCCAUGUGGGUGUGUUGUGUUUGUAUUACUGCAAAAAGUUAUGGGAUUAUUCUGGUGUGAUAUGUGCCACACUUUGUAUUUCUAUCUAUCAUUUUUUGCUGGUC